Molecule: messenger RNA, 3285 nt
Organism: Mauremys mutica (yellowpond turtle)
Lineage: Eukaryota; Metazoa; Chordata; Testudines; Geoemydidae
Gene: LRRC8D
Product: leucine rich repeat containing 8 VRAC subunit D
Exons: 4
Coding region: 391-2964 (857 amino acids)
Molecular function (GO): protein binding
Source: RefSeq, a predicted model, not a curated record
CGCUGCGUGGCGUGUGGCUGCGCGGCGCGGGCUGCAGGGCGCUGCUAGCCGCCGGGAGCCCCCCAUGGCCGCCCCGCCGGAGUGAUUCGCCGUGCGGCCGCGCCCACCUGCCUGCCGCGCCCUCCGCCAAGGAAGUGCCCGGCGGUGUGCAAGGCCGGCCGGCAGGAGGGCGUGACUCCGCGCUGCUGGAUUCCCGGCCCCCCGCGCCCGGAGCCCGCCGCAGCCCGAGCUGGGGCCAGCUGAAGCAGGACAGGCGAAGGAAGGAGGAGCGCAGCCGGAUCAGUUUUCAGAUGAAUAAGCACGGAGUGAGCACGGGGCUGUCGUUUUUCUCAGGCAGCGAUCUGAGAUAGGGCCCAGCUAGCUGACCUCCGCUGCCUGUGUGGAAGCAGAAUGUUUACCCUGGCAGAAGUUGCAUCACUUAAUGACAUUCAGCCAACUUACCGCAUCCUGAAGCCAUGGUGGGAUGUAUUUAUGGAUUAUCUUGCUGUUGUUAUGCUAAUGGUUGCCAUCUUUGCUGGAACCAUGCAGCUGACCAAAGAUCAGGUGGUCUGCUUGCCAGUAUUGCAGUCUGCUGUAAAUUCAAAAGCACAACCCAGCAUACCAGGGAAUGCUGAUGUUACACCAGGAUUUGAAGCAACCACUGAUCAGGAUAAAGAAAUGGCAAUGAGAACAGUUUCUGUUGAAAGUGCACCUACCAUAACACCAGACAUACCACUGAGCAGAACUACCUAUUCUCAGUUGCAAUCAACUGUAUCAAAUCAGGAGCCGAAGAAUGAGAAACAGGAUUCUUCAGGCCGAAAAACCAAUUUGGAUUAUCAGCAAUAUGUAUUUAUUAACCAGAUGUGCUAUCAUUUGGCUCUUCCUUGGUAUUCAAAGUAUUUUCCCUAUCUUGCUCUCAUACAUACUAUUAUUUUAAUGGUCAGUAGCAAUUUUUGGUUUAAAUAUCCCAAAACAUGCUCAAAAAUUGAACAUUUUGUGUCUAUAUUAGGAAAGUGUUUUGAAUCCCCGUGGACUACAAAAGCAUUAUCUGAAACAGCAUGUGAGGACUCUGAGGAGAACAAACAGAGACUAACAGGUGCCCAAUCCCUGCCAAAGCACGUUUCCACUAGCAGUGAUGAAGGAAGCCCAAGUGCUAGUACUCCCAUGAUAACCAAGACGGGCUUCAAGUUUUCAGCUGAAAAGCCAGUGAUUGAGGUUCCCAGCAUGACUAUUUUAGAUAAAAAAGAUGGAGAACAAGCCAAAGCCCUGUUUGAAAAAGUUCGAAAAUUCCGGGCCCAUGUGGAGGACAGUGACUUGAUUUAUAAACUCUAUGUUGUCCAGACAGUCAUCAAGACAGUCAAGUUCAUAUUUAUUCUUUGCUAUACCGCUAACUUUGUAAAUGAGAUUAGUUUUGAGCACAACUGCAAGCCAAAAGUGGAGCAUUUGAUUGGCUAUAAGGAAUUUGAGUGCACACACAAUAUGGCUUAUAUGUUAAAAAAGCUGCUUAUCAGCUACAUUUCUCUCAUUUGUGUGUAUGGUUUUGUUUGUCUGUACACACUCUUCUGGUUGUUUAGAAUACCCUUAAAAGAAUAUUCCUUUGAGAAGGUCAGAGAAGAGAGCAGCUUCAGUGAUAUUCCUGAUGUUAAAAACGAUUUUGCAUUUCUUUUGCACAUGGUAGAUCAAUACGACCAGUUGUACUCCAAGAGAUUUGGUGUCUUCUUGUCAGAGGUAAGUGAAAACAAGCUGCGUGAAAUUAGUUUAAACCACGAGUGGACAUUUGAAAAGCUUCGGCAGCACGUCUCCCGCAAUGCACAGGAUAAGCAAGAGCUGCAUCUCUUCAUGCUAUCAGGGGUCCCUGAUGCAGUGUUUGAUCUGACAGACCUGGAUGUGCUGAAACUUGAGCUGAUUCCUGAAGCAAAAAUCCCAGCUAAAAUCUCCCAGAUGACUAACCUUCAAGAGCUUCAUCUCUGUCACUGCCCUGCAAAGGUUGAGCAGACUGCUUUCAGCUUCCUCCGUGACAACUUGAGAUGUCUUCACGUGAAAUUCACAGAUGUUGCAGAAAUUCCUGCUUGGGUGUAUUUGCUCAAAAAUCUCCGUGAGUUAUACUUGAUAGGCAACUUGAAUUCUGAAAACAAUAAGAUGAUAGGGCUUGAAUCUCUCAGAGAGUUAAGACACCUUAAAAUUCUCCAUGUGAAGAGCAAUUUGACCAAAGUCCCCACCAAUAUCACAGAUGUGGCACCGCACCUAACAAAACUAAUAAUUCACAAUGAUGGCACCAAGCUUGUGGUACUGAAUAGCCUUAAGAAAAUGAUGAAUGUAGCUGAGUUAGAACUACAGAACUGUGAACUGGAGAGAAUUCCACAUGCCAUUUUCAGUCUGUCUAAUUUACAGGAUCUGGAUUUAAAAUCAAAUAGCAUCCGCACAAUUGAAGAAGUCAUCAGCUUCCAGCACUUAAAAAGACUUACUUGCUUAAAGUUGUGGCACAAUAAAAUAGUCAACAUUCCUUCCUCCAUUACCCAUGUAAAGAACUUGGAGUCACUUUAUCUCUCCAAUAACAAACUCGAAUCCUUGCCAGUCGCAGUGUUCAGUUUACAGAAACUCAGAUGCUUAGAUGUAAGCUAUAACUCAAUUGCAGCAAUUCCAGUGGAAAUUGGAUUGCUUCAAAAUCUGCAGCAUUUGCAUAUCACAGGAAACAAAGUGGAUAUUUUGCCAAAACAGUUGUUUAAAUGUGUGAAAUUAAGGACUUUGAGUCUGGGGCAAAACUGUAUUACCUCGAUCCCAGAUAAAAUUGGUCAGCUCGUGCAGCUAACUCACCUGGAACUGAAGGGAAACUGCUUAGAUCGGCUACCAGCUAUGCUAGGACAAUGUCGGCUUCUCAGGAAAAGCGGGCUUGUUGUGGAAGAUCACCUCUUUGACACUUUGCCUUCAGAAGUUAAAGAAAUAUUGAAUCAAGACACAAGCAUUACCUUUGCUAAUGGGAUUUAAAUACCGGUGUAACUCCCAAGCAAUUGACUUCCAAGCAGCAAAUGCUAAUGUACAAGUUAUUACAAGAUCAUGAAUUUUAGAAAUACUGGAAUCUUUAUAAGAAAGAACUAUUAGCAGGAUGAUAGGUGAUGUAACUGAGUGUUCAGUGUUUGUAGCAUUUUAAAUGAUCAUUUCCAAUUUUUUUGAAAGAAAAAACCCUUAAUCUCAAUUCUUUUUCUUUUAAAUUGUUUGUAACUUGGAUGCUGCCGCUUUUGAAUGUUUACAAAUUGCUUGCCUGCUUAAAGUAAAUGAUUGAUUAAACCGAUGACCUUUUUCUUACUA